GGGAGGGGUACGGGUUUGUUUUUGUUUGUGUACGUACAGUAGUAUAUUUUAUUUUAUUAUAUUCUUGUGUCGGGUGAAGACUUCUAACAUAGACCGGUUGACCUUAUUCAUAUUUUAUGUAGUUGUAUUGAAAAAUAACAGGAAUUCGAGAAAAUGUCAAGAGCAGCAGGGAAAAUCAGGACUGUGAAAAAGGCAAUAGAGAAGAUUGAACAUUCAACCAAAAUAAGAACUUUUGUUCCAGCAGGCAAGGCUUCGCCUAACCCUCCUCUAGGUCCCAUGUUGGGGCAGAGAGGAAUAAACAUUGCAGCAUUCGUAAAAGACUUCAAUGAAAAGACCAAAGAUAUAAAGGCAGGAAUUCCACUGCCCAUCAGAGUAUAUGUGAACCCAGACAGGAGCUACAGAUUGGUCAUUCACAAACCACCCGUCAUGUACUACUUGAUGCAAGCAGCUGGUAUUCAAAGAGGAGCAAUGCAGCCAGGCAAAGAGGUAGCAGGAAAAGUAACUCUAAAACAUAUAUACGAAAUUGCAAACAUAAAAAUGGAAGAUCCACCAAAUAUUUUGAAAACACUUGAACAACUAUGUGAGGAGACAAUACAAUGUGCUCAAAAUAUGGGUAUUGAAGUUGUAAAAUCUUUAGACGCAGAAGAAUAUCAACAGUUUCUAGAAAAAAGGAGAGAAGUUGUUUUGGAGCAAAGAAGAGAGUUGGAUGAGAAGAAAGAGGCUAAGCUUCUGAGGACAAGCUAAACCGGGUAGAUAUUGUGUUUCUCGUAGUGGAUUGUUAUUUGUAAUUGUAUAGUUCAAACUUAAUGUAAAAUAUUAAAAAAAAAUUGUGUACAAAGA
Macrosteles quadrilineatus (aster leafhopper) is the source of this 840-nucleotide messenger RNA. RefSeq names its product 39S ribosomal protein L11, mitochondrial (gene mRpL11). NCBI's taxonomy places the organism in Eukaryota, Metazoa, Arthropoda, Insecta, Hemiptera, Cicadellidae. Bases 154 to 744 code for a protein of 196 amino acids. Gene Ontology annotation, biological process: translation. Gene Ontology annotation, cellular component: mitochondrial large ribosomal subunit; ribosome. The record is from RefSeq and is a predicted model, not a curated record. The transcript is spliced from 3 exons. Gene Ontology annotation, molecular function: large ribosomal subunit rRNA binding; structural constituent of ribosome.